Phalacrocorax carbo (great cormorant) is the source of this 3364-nucleotide messenger RNA. The record is from RefSeq and is a predicted model, not a curated record. Lineage: Eukaryota; Metazoa; Chordata; Aves; Suliformes; Phalacrocoracidae.
CUUCCGCCCCGCCCCCCCCCCCGCGGUCCUAGCGCCCGCCGCGCCCGCAGCGGAGCCCCCCCAGGGGGCCAUGGAGGAGCGGCAGGAGGGUCCCGGCGGCGCCUGCGGGGGCCACCACGGAGCCGCCCCCGGCCCACCCUCCUGCGUGAAGUCGGGGAGCGGCUACAAGUGCCCCACCUGCGCCACCACCUUCCCGGCCCCGCCGCGGGCCCUGCGCGGCGCCCGGGCGACGGCCCCCGCCGCCCCCCGGAGCGGCCCCCCAGCGCCCCCCGCCCCCGGAGGGGCCACCACCAGGUCCAGAAGCGCCAACGCGACCAGGUCGAGGGGUGCCGCCGCCGCGACGGAUGCGCCCACCCCCUCCGGGGCCGCCGCCGCCGCCCGGUCCAGGGGUGCCCCCGCCGCCGCCAGGUCCAGGGGUGCCCCCGCCACCCGGUCCAGGGGUGCCCCCGCCACCCGGUCCAGGGGUGCCCCCUCCGCCAGAGGCGCUGCCACCACGACGGAGGCAUCCGGAGAGCCCACCCCCACCAGAGAUGCCGCCACCGUGGCGGACACAUCCAAACCAGCCGGAGGUGCCGCCGCCGCCCCUCCCCGGUCCAGGGGCGCCCCCGCCACCCGGUCCAGGGGUGCCCCCGCCACGAGGGCGGCAUCCAAAGCACCCGGAGAUCCCACCGCCACGACAGCCGUGGCCGAAGCCCCCGGAGACGCCGCCGGCAGCGCCACCUCCCCGACGGACGCGUCCGGAGCACCUGGAGACGCCGGCGCUGCGGCAGAGGCUCCCGGCGCCGCCGCCGCCAGCGCCACGGACGCGCCCUGCUCCGCCUGCCCCCGCCCCGCUCCCCCCUUCCCCUGCGCCGCCUGCCCCAAGUCCUACGGCACCCUCUCCAAGCUGACCAUCCACCAGCGCGCCCACACCGGCGAGCGGCCCUUCUCCUGCCCGGAUUGCCCCAAAUCCUUCGCCGACCCUUCCGUCUACCGCAAGCACCGCCGCGGUCACGCCGGGCUGCGUCCCCACCGCUGCAGCGCCUGCCCCAAAGCCUACGCCGAGCGCAAGGACCUCCGCAACCACCAGCGCAGCCACACGGGCGAGCGGCCCUUCCUCUGCGCCGAGUGCGGCAAGAGCUUCGGCCGCUCGUCCUCCCUCGCCUGCCACCAGCGCAUCCACGCCUCCCGCAAGCCCUACGCCUGCGGCACCUGCGGGAAGGCCUUCACUCAGCUCUCCUCCUUCCAGAGCCACCAGCGCGUCCACACCGGGGAGCGACCCUACCUCUGCCCCCAGUGCGGGCGGAUGUUCUCCGACCCCUCCAGCUACCGCCGGCACCAACGCGCCCACCAAGGGGUGAAGCCCUACGGCUGCGGGGAGUGCGGCAAAGCUUUCCGGCAGCCGGCGGACCUGGCGGUGCACCGGCGGACCCACACGGGCGAGCGGCCCUGGCGCUGCGGGGAGUGCGGCAAAGCCUUCGUGGCCUCCUGGGACCUCAAGCGGCACCGGCUGACCCACACGGGCGAGCGGCCCUGGCGCUGCGGGGAGUGCGGGAAGGGCUUCGGGGAGAGGGCGGCGCUGGGCAAGCACCGGCGGACGCACUCCGGCGAGAGGCCCUACGCCUGCGGGCGCUGCGGGAAGGGCUUCGGGGUGGCCUCGGGGCUGCGCAAGCACGAGAGGACGCAUGGCAAGCGGGAGGCGGGCGGCGGGGACGGCGCGGCCGCCGGCGGGGGGGCAGAGGCGCCCACCGGCGCGGGCCUCAGCGUGGCCGGACCUUUCCUCAAGAUGGCUGUCGUGCCUGGCCUCGGCGCGGCUGGAAGCGCUCAGGGCACGGCCACCAGGCUGGGCCAUGACCUGGCUGCUGGAGCUGGACACAACGUGCCCGCCGGGGCUGGCCAUGGCAUCGCCGCCAGCGCUGGGUGUGACACGGGUGGUCAGCCGGGCCACGUUAUGGCCACUGGCGUUGGCCAUGACACAGGUGGUCAACCGGGCCAUGUUAUGGCCACCAGCGUUGGCCAUGGCAUUGCCGCCAGCGUUGGCCAUGACACAGGUGGUCAACCGGGCCACGUUAUGGCCACCGGAGUCGGCCAUGACACAGUUGGUCAACCAGGCCACGUUAUGGCCACCGGCGUUGGCCAUGGCAUCGCCGCCGGGGCUGGGCAUGACACGGGUGCUCAACCAGGCCACGUUAUGGCCACUGGCAUUGGCCAUGGCAUCGCCGCCAGCGCUGGGCAUGACACAGGUGGUCAACCGGGCCACGUUAUGGCCACCGGCGUUGGCCAUGGUAUGGCCACCAGCACUGGGCAUGACACAGGUGGUCAACCGGGCCACGUUAUGGCCACCAGCGUUGGCCAUGGUAUGGCCACCAGCACUGGGCAUGACACAGGUGGUCAACCGGGCCACGUUAUGGCCACCGGUGUUGGCCAUGGCAUCGCCGCUGGCGCUGGGCAUGACACAGGUGGUCAACCGGGCCACGUUAUGGCCACUGGCAUUGGCCAUGGCAUCGCCGCCGGUGCUGGGCAUGACACAGGUGGUCAACCGGGCCACGUUAUGGCCACCGGAGUUGGCCAUGACAUGGGUGGUCAACCGGGCCACGUUAUGGCCACCAGCGUUGGCCAUGACAUGGGUGGUCAACCGGGCCACGUUAUGGCCACCAGUGUUGGCCAUGACAUGGGUGGUCAACUGGGCCACGUUAUGGCCACCGGCGUUGGCCAUGGCAUCGGCGCCAGCGCUGGGCAUGACACGGGUGCCCAACCGGGCCACAAAGUGGCUGCCGGAGCUGGCCACAAUAUGGCCACCGGACUUGGCCAUGACGUGGCCCACAGAGCCAGCCACAGCACGGCUGUCCAAGCCGGCUCUGAGGUGGCCGCCGCUGCUGGGCGGGGCGCGGGUGCCCAGCCUGGUCACGACGUGGCCGCCGCCCACGGAGCCGGCCACGACGCGGUGGCCACCGUGCGCUGCGUCGGCCUCAACGUGGCCGCCCCCAUUGGAGACCCGGGGGCGUGUCUGAUGGAUGGGGGUGUGGCCACACCCGACCACACCUCCACAGAGCCCCGCCCCUUCGCCUGCCCCCUCUGCCCCAAGCGUUUCGGGGCCCGGGCGGGGCUUCGCAAGCACCAGCGCCGUCAUGGCCACGCCCCCUCGCCGCAGGUCACGCCCACCCAGGGCCACACCCCUGCCGGAACAUCUUAGCCACGCCCACACGGGCGGCCACACCCUGGGCACUCCCCAUCCCCACCCCCUUGGUGCUGGGGGGGUGGGUGGGUCUCUCCGGCCACGCCCAUGUCUGAAAAGGGGCGUGACUUGGGGGCGGUUCCUUCUGUGGCCCCACCCUUUUCUCUUCCCCCUUGAGUGUUAAUGGGAAAUAAAUGGCCGAGUCAGCGC